Orbilia oligospora ATCC 24927 is the source of this 1530-nucleotide messenger RNA. RefSeq lists its product as uncharacterized. Gene Ontology annotation, cellular component: protein farnesyltransferase complex. Bases 1 to 1530 code for a protein of 509 amino acids. Gene Ontology annotation, biological process: protein farnesylation. Gene Ontology annotation, molecular function: protein farnesyltransferase activity. Lineage: Eukaryota; Fungi; Ascomycota; Orbiliomycetes; Orbiliales; Orbiliaceae. The record is from RefSeq and is a predicted model, not a curated record. The transcript is spliced from 3 exons.
AUGGUCCAGGUAGGGCCCCUCGAAGAAGGCGAGCUGUCCCAGUGGGUGACACAGACAGACGGGGAUGCGAAUGAGGCCUCCCUUCCCAGCAUUUACCAGACGGCCCCAGAAAGGGUCCCCGCUAUGCAUAAUAGCCUCCCCUUCAUUCUAGACGACCUGAAAACAGAAACCUCCCAGAAGCAACUUUCGACAGCCCAAAAUGUCAUGAAAUCAGUCUGUCAACCGUUCCUCCCACCGUUAGAUAAGGCAACACAUGUCGAAUUCCUGCUCAGUCCUCUAGAUGAGGGUUUAUCGGGCGGGUUCGUGGGCCUCGACGCUAGCAGACCGUGGCUAUUGUACUGGUGCACCAAUGCUUUAUCGCUUCUCGGGGAGAAUGUUGGAGUUUACAAUGACCGAGCUAUCACGAGUCUCAAGCCACUGCAGCAUCCAAGUGGAGGCUUUGGAGGGGGGAACGGGCAGGCUCCUCAUGUUGCCGCAGCAUAUGCUUCCAUUUUAACACUUGCCAUCACAUCGUACCACGCCUCGAAGGGGUUACCUGAUAAUGAGCGGCUAGCUGUCUAUGCUAAUUCAUUUGCCUGGAUAGACCGGCAGAAGCUAUUACAAUGGCUGCGGAAGAUUAAGUUACCGAAUGGAGGAUUCAAGGUCAACGAGGGCGGAGAAGAGGAUGUGCGUGCUGGGUAUUGUGCCUUAGUUGUGCUAGCUCUCCUAGGAUAUAAUCAAGAAGAGCUUCAAGGCGACCCUUCUCUUGGUGAACUUCCACUUCUAGAUGGGGUCGCCGAGUACUUCAAAAGCUGUCAGACCUGGGAAGGUGGGAUUGGAGCCAAACCGAAUGCCGAAGCUCAUGGGGGCUAUGCCUUUUGUGUUCUUGCUGCAUUGUGUCUUCUUGGUGACCCCGAAGAAGCCUUGAGCAAAAACUUGGACCUUGAUAGGCUGGUUUCCUGGCUUUCUGCUCGACAAUAUGCUCCCGAGGGUGGGUUUUCCGGAAGAACCAAUAAACUGGUCGACGGGUGUUAUAGCACCUGGGUUGGGGGUUGUUGGUCACUCGUCGAGGCUGCUGUCAAUGCGAUCGAGUCUGGCAAGACGGCUGUAAAAACGAAUAUUGGGGACCUAUGGAGCCGGAAAGCUUUAAUUCGGUACAUCCUCACCUGCUGUCAAGGCCCUCACGGAGGUCUUAGAGAUAAGCCUGGAAUUCGUCCGGACUAUUACCACUCCAACUAUGUGCUACUAGGCCUUUCAGCAGCUCAACAUUAUUAUUACUACGACAGGUCUUCCAUUGAGUCUCUUGCUCUAACAAGUUCACCGUUCAGACAUGGCUAUCGGUGGAGAUCGAGUAAGAAUGUCCCCAAGCCUACUGGAAAUGAUGGGACUGGUGGAGGUUGGCUAGAAGGCCUGGUAUCGGAUGAAAGUGACAGGGUAGGAGCUCAGCAUCCACUAUUCAAUAUUCCACUAGGAGCAGAGAGUCAGCUUCAGAGCUGGUGGGAGUGGUUUAACGAUGUCAGCGAUGAAGAGGCCGUUUUAACAGAAACCUGA